Molecule: messenger RNA, 3227 nt
Organism: Venturia canescens
Lineage: Eukaryota; Metazoa; Arthropoda; Insecta; Hymenoptera; Ichneumonidae
Exons: 6
Coding region: 1034-2812 (592 amino acids)
Source: RefSeq, a predicted model, not a curated record
UCAGAAAAAAUUUACAGAAACGGUCUGGGACUAAAGAUUUGCAUAAAAUCUCGGAUUCAUUUUUUUUCGUGCCACAUUUAUAAAAUGCUCGAGCAGACGAACGAGCCUAAGACAAAAGAAGCUUCCUCUUUUCACUGAUACUCUGAUCCUCAAGUCCCAUCAAUGUUGCACGAGCACAUAAACGAUUCAGAGACUUUUCUCCUCAGAAUUUUGCACCUUAUCUGCUUCUAUCGCGUUUCGACUAACUUUUAUGAAAGUUAAUGAAAAAAUUAUCGGGCUCCGCGGCACUCAUUCCGCAUGAAACAUGCCUUCAUUCGACAUUUUGCCCUGAAAUGUUCAUUGCCCCGGCCUCGCCCGUGCAACUUCGGAUAUUUAAGGGGGUUUAACACCGCUGCGAUAAGUGCGGAUAAGCUGAGCUACUGGAAGAACUGGAUUUUUUUUUCCCCCUCGAUCGAGAGUAUCCCGGAAAAAAUGUAAACGAAUUGACGGAAAAUCUAUUGAAAGUUGAAGAAUUCGGAAAAUCUCAAAAAAAAUCUCAUUUUGGGACACUCAUCCCGAGUCGUAAUCGACCUCGCAGUCAUGAGAAAUUGCUAGGUUAUGGCUGAAGCUCUCGGAGCCCUGACGCGCUGGCCGGGGAAAUUUUCGAUUUCUUUCUUCCGUGUCACUGGACUGAUGCGAGCAGCCAGGGAAAUGGAAUAUCGUUCGUUUAUUCAAAAUUGAACUUUUGAAUAUUUGUAAAUUUUUAUCGUACCCUAAAAUCGAACGUGUGAUCAUCAGUUUCGCCUUUUCUAAUACGAAAAAAUAAUUUCUUUUGUUUCAAAGUAUAUAUUUACUGAAUUUCUUUGAAUUUCGAGCUUCACAAAUUCAAUAUUUAAAGUACGUUUAUUCAACGAAAAAAAAUCAUGACAUCUAGUCACUCUGAUCUUCCUUUGUUUUUUUCGAGCUUUCUAAAAGGUUUCUCUCAUCGAUGACUUUGUCAAUUAUGAAACUAAUCGUCAUUUCGUGUACGGAACUUUGUGAAAAUACAUGACCAAUGGUUUUUGCAAACAAUCUGAGAUGCCAGUACCACAGAAUUGGUAUUGCACUUCUCGUCUGGAUUCAGAAAAUUUCACAACUUAUGGCGACGAGGUACGAAAUCCAAUUGUCAGAAAUGAGGAAUAUCGCGUCGAGUUUGUCGUCGCAAGAAUGCUGGGAUUUUUUCAAUUUGCUUUCACAUCGUCGAGCAAUUGAAAAAAAAAGGCGGGAAUCAUCGUGCGCAAGUUUGCUGGCGACUUGGUUAUCGGAUCCGGCAAAAACCAAUUCCGCCAAUUCCAAAAGUUACGGGAACGUGGAUUUGAACCUCCGCAAGAUUGGCCGGAAAGAUCUGGCUCGUUGGGUCCUCAGUAAAAUGAGUUCGAACCGCAAACGCCGAGGAAUUUAUUCCAGUGAAAUUAAUCGUCGGAUCGAAGAAUCGGAUCGAAAUGGUGUUCGUAACGGGACUGGGGAAAAAAUGCUUCCCAUACACUCGUUGAGAGCCUCCACGGACAGCGAACGUGCGAUCGAGAACCAACAGGCUUCUCCGAUUUUUUGGAAAAUUUUCUUCAGCUCCAUCUUCAUUCUUCUAUUGAUCUUGAUUCUCGUUUGUUUCUACAAAUUCGUGUUCACGAAGCUACGUUGUGUCUGUCGAAGUUUUAAUAAGAGCGAAGACCGAGAAUACAUGUUACCGGAACAAACGUACGGCACAGCGACUUACGCGAAUUUGACAAGAAAAAGAUCGUGCGAGAAGAGGAACUGUCAACUUGUUAAAAAUAAUGGUAACGAAGAAGGCAGUAGCAACAGAAAAAAUGUUGAAUUGUCGGACAAAUUUUCUACGGCUGGGGAAGCCAAGGACGUAUUACUUGAGAGCACCAUCGAGAAAAAUCGAUCUUUGCUUCGGUCCAGCAAAUCGACGAAGAAUUGCGGACCGAGGGAAUUGCCUUCGGACUCGGAAAAAAUCCAGUUGGUCAAACCUCUGCUGGAGUCUCGUAACUCAACUGAAAAUUCAACGAAACUGUUAUCCUCAUUUUCUAAAUUUUGUGCGGAAAGGAAUAAUUCUUUGGUGAAAAGAAAAAGCGAUUUUCUCGACCGGAACGAACGCUUGGAUUCGCAAAAAAGUAUUGAAAAUACGCUGAGAAUGAGGAAAUUUAAACCGACGAAGAGAGAUGUCGAAGUAACGAAAAAAGUCAAAUCUGAAAAUGUUGCAUCAUUGUUGCCCCAAAAGAAGAAGACGAUGACGGAAAAACGGUGCACUAAUUCGAAUAACGCAGUGGAAAAAUUGACCGAAUCUAAAAGUCCACGUUGGAUCUCGUGUUCUUGCAACUCGCUAAGAAAGUCUCUGGGAAUGAAUUCUCCAACGUCAAAUCAUGAAAAAAGUAAUGAGAGUCCAGGGAGAGUGGGGAAUUCAGAAAAAACAUGCAUUUCACCAUGGUCCUCGUUGACUGAACUAUCGGAAACUUAUGACGAGUUAGGAAUGCUGUUUUCACAACAUUUGAAACAACAAUUCAAACCUUGCAAACGAAAAUAUUGUACGCUCAAGAGAAAUCUCAAGAAAAAUCAAGUGUUUAGUCACGAUAUAACGAAGUGUCGUAAUCGAAGGAAGAAUAUAUUUGGUAGGAAAGUAAUAAUCAGCUGGGAUCGGAGACCGGCGUGCAUGAGCGGAAAGAUUUGCAGACAAACUUACGACGAGUACGAGAUCAUGAGAGCAACGCGACAAGAAAGAGAUAUUUUGGCACGUGCCAUAAUCAACAGAAGGAAAUCAUUUUUAGAUCAACCCUGUUUGUCACCUGUUCCCUGAUGAAAUGUUCAUAUUAUUUCCUUAACGAUGGAAUCGAAUUAUGUAAGGAAAAGCCAUCGAUUGGAUCGGCGAACCUAAAUAAAGUGCAAUUCACUCGUUUUUUUCAACCCUCAUCUUUCAAUCUUUAUUCAGUUAUAAUUCAAGGACGCUCGCUCGACUUCUUGACUUCCUUAACCUGGAGACCUGUGAAAACAAAAACAACAAAUUCUUUCUUAACUAAGUCACUUGAACAAGUAUAUUAACUAUUUAUAAUUUCGAAUAAUCCUUUAACUUAUUCUUGUUUAUACUGAGCGAAAGAUCUUCAACAGUGACAGUAAUCUGUCAUCGAUAAUAUAAUAAUCAUAGAUGGCAAGAUGCAAAUCAAAUUUUGUACCGAUCUCAAUGUUUUGAAUAAAAAUAGACAAUUCAUUCAUAA